This is a messenger RNA of Fomitopsis serialis, 2028 nucleotides long. Its product is annotated as hexose transporter. The coding region runs from base 222 to 1766 and encodes 514 amino acids. The record is from RefSeq and is a predicted model, not a curated record. Gene Ontology annotation, biological process: carbohydrate transport; transmembrane transport. The transcript is spliced from 9 exons. Gene Ontology annotation, cellular component: membrane. Lineage: Eukaryota; Fungi; Basidiomycota; Agaricomycetes; Polyporales; Fomitopsidaceae. Gene Ontology annotation, molecular function: carbohydrate:proton symporter activity.
CUGGAGAAUUGCUUCGAUUUGUGGCGUCACAUGUUGUGUCCCAUACGCCGCCCUUGCGUCGCCCGCCCUAUAUGCUGGCGCGUUGCACCCCUGGCCUUGAUACGCGCUAUAAAGACUUGUAUCAACACCCGUGGGAUGCUCGUCGUCCGGCUCUACCACGGUCGCAGCGCCCUCGUCUUCCUUGACUUCGCUCACACGUUUAUUCCUGCAACGUCCUCACGAUGGGUGUCGGUGCUGCGGUAGCUGAGGGCGGAAGAACUUCCAACUUCGCACACUUGUUGAACCCAAACCGGAAGUGGUACAACAACAGGCGGCUGAUCACCCUCCAUGCCUGGCUGGUUCUCCUGCUCAUUACGUCGUCCGGAAAUGGAUUCGACGGCAGUUUGAUGAACAGCUUCCAGUCUCUGGACCAGUGGAAGGAUUAUUUCAACAACCCGCAAGGCAGCAAGCUUGGUCUGCUCAACGCCAUUCAGAACAUCGGCGCGCUCGCGGCAUAUCCUUUUGCGCCCUACCUCUCCGAUGGACUUGGGCGACGGCGCACCGUCUGGAUUGGUUCUGCUAUCAUGUUAUUGGGUGUCGCCCUGCAGACAGCCGCUCAGAAUCUGGGCUUCUUUAUUGGAGCUCGUUUCCUCAUCGGUUUCGGUCUUACGUUUGCCACCAACUCCGCACCCAUGUUGGUCACGGAGCUCUCGUAUCCGCAAUAUCGGCCGCAGCUUACCUCCCUGUACAACUCACUGUGGUACUCCGGUAACAUCGUCGCUUCCUGGACAACCUUCGGCACGGAAUAUAUCGGCAGCACCUGGUCAUGGCGUCUCCCGUCUAUGAUGCAGGGUGUCCCCGCGUUGUUCCAGUUCUUCCUCAUCCUUCUCGCGCCUGAGAGCCCGCGUUGGCUGAUCUCCAAGGGCCGUGAUGCGGAGGGGCUGCGCACUCUUGCGUACUACCACGCGGAUGGCGACGAGAACGAUGCCUUGGUGCAGUACGAGUACGACGAGAUCAAGACCUCCCUGGAGCUCGAGCGCACGACUUCUGUUGGCUGGAAGUCGCUCGUGGCGACCUCUGGCAACAGGCGACGUAUGCUCAUCAUCGUCGCCAUCGCCUGGUUCUCGCAAUGGUCUGGCAACGGUUUAGUCUCUUACUACCUCACCAAGGUCAUGAACUCCAUCGGUAUCACCAACACGACCAUCCAGUUGCUUAUCACAGGUAUCCUCGCCAUCUGGAACUUGGUCUGGGCCGUCUUCGCGUCGUUCAUGGUCGAGCGCGUCGGUCGCCGGAGAUUAUUCCUGACGUCUGCUGUGGGCAUGCUCCUCUUCUUCAUGCUCCAGACCGUCUGCACUGCCCGCUACCUCAUCGCUGGUAACGCUGCAGCCGCGCACGCCGUCAUCGCAUUCAUCUUCCUCUUCUACGGGUUCUACGACCUCGCGUUCACUCCCCUCAUCGUGUCGUACACCGUGGAGAUCUUGCCGUUCUCCGUCCGUGCGAAGGGCUUCAACAUCUUCAACUUCACCAUCUCCGUUGCGCUUAUCUUCAAUCAGUAUGUCAACCCGAUCGCCCUCGACGCCAUCAGCUGGAAGUACUACAUCGUGUACAUUUGUUGGCUGGCAUUCGAGCUCGUGUUCCUGUGGUUCUUCAUCGUCGAGACGAAGGGCCUGUCUCUCGAGGAGACCGCCGCGCUCUUCGACGGCAAGGAGGCCACGGAGCAGAUCCACGCCGCGGGUGUGGCGGAGGUGCACACGGACGACGUGCUCGACGAGAAGAUGGGCGCAUGAUUGAGCGGCCCGUAGCUUUCUCGUUUCAUUUUCAACUGGGAUUGUGUAGGUUUGCAGCUACCGCGCGUACUCUGGAUGGGUUUCGGAGGCAGUUUCCGACGCCUUUGCUGGGAUUGUACGAACAUCACGAUCAUAACAUACUUCACGAUUUACUGUAUACUUACGGGAACAUUAUACAUACGACUCACAUGCUUUUCGCUGGGCUGGUUCGCAUGCGAGUUCGAUCGCAUUCAAAUGGUUCUCUCGGCUGCACGUCGGUGAC